UAUGGCGGAGCAGAGAUCGUGGAUCAGAUUGAGCUGCUGUGUCAGAAACGAGCGCUCACUGCCUUCGGUUUGGACCCAAAUCUGUGGGGCAUCAACGUCCAGCCGUACUCCGGAUCCCCCGCUAACUUUGCAGCGUACACAUCUGUCCUGCAGCCUCAUGACCGCAUCAUGGGCCUGGACCUGCCUGACGGAGGACACCUUACCCACGGCUAUAUGACGGACACCAAGAGAAUCUCAGCCACCUCCAUUUACUUUGAAUCAAUGCCUUACAAGCUGGAUCCCAAAACAGGUCUGAUAGAUUAUGAGCAGCUGGAGAGGAACGCCCGACUCUUCAGACCCAGACUUAUCAUAGCAGGAACCAGCGCCUACGCCCGCCUCAUCGACUACGCUCGCAUGAAAAAGCUGUGUGUGGAGCUCAACGCCUACCUGCUGGCUGACAUGGCUCAUAUCAGCGGCCUGGUGGCAGCCGGAGCAGUUCCCUCUCCCUUCCAGCACGCUGACCUGGUCACCUCCACUACCCAUAAGUCCCUGCGUGGAGCAAGGGCCGGUCUGAUCUUCUACAGGAAAGGCGUGCGGUCUGUGGAUAAGAAAGGUCGGGAGGUGACCUAUGACCUCCAGGACAGGGUGAACUUUGCCGUGUUCCCAUCACUUCAGGGAGGACCUCACAACCACGCCAUCGCAGGGGUGGCCGUUGCCCUCAAACAGGCUUCCACUCCCAUGUUCAAACAGUACAUCGCUCAGGUGCUGCUCAAUGCCAAGAGCAUGGCUAACGCUCUGCUGAAGAAAGGCUACACCUUAGUGUCAGGUGGAACAGACAAUCACCUGGUCUUGGUUGACCUUCGACCUCGCGGGAUGGACGGGGCUCGAGCUGAGAGGAUCCUGGAGCUGGUGUACAUCACGGCCAACAAGAACACCUGCCCCGGAGACAAGAGCGCUCUCACUCCAGGAGGACUGCGGCUCGGAACUCCAGCUCUUACCUCCAGACAGCUCAAUGAGGCAGACUUUGAAAAGGUUGUAGAUUUUAUCGAUGAGGGGAUUCAGAUCGCACUGGAUGUGAAGAAGAAGACUGGGAAUCUGGCCAGCUUCAGGUCCUUCCUGCUGGAGGACCAGGAGACGGUGUCGCGCAUCGCGGAGCUCCGCCAGCGGGUGGAGCUGUUCGCCAGACCCUUUCCCAUGCCUGGCUUCACUGACCACUGAAUAUAACACCACGUGAGGGAGGGUCAUGGACAUUUUAUUCAUUCCCCCUUUACUGUAACCAAUCUUUUGAUAAUACUUGAUAUUAUAAUGAUGUGCAUAAUUAUUGUGGCUGCCAUUGGAGUCUAUGAUUAAAACGACUUCAUAUGUAAAUGUACAGACAGGUGUUGAUAAUAAUGAUAAUGCUUUGGAUUAUAGGCUACAUGUGUACAACCUGAUCAUGUUGCUCUUAAAAGGUACUCUAUCCUCCAGCUGCUGCCCUCAAAUUGUCUCCAAUUCUCAAACUGUAAUUUGGUUGGACUAAGCCUAGAAGUAUACAGUGUGUUUGGUAUUUCACUUUUAGUCACUAAGCUGAUUCAAGAGCAAUUAUCGAGUUCUGGGAGUUUGACAGCAGCUUUGUUAAGGAGCAAACCGAAAGGGAAAAGCAGAACAUACUGGGUUUCCAGUCUUUUAUUAAUCACCUUCUAUAUCUUCAACUUGAUUUGUAUUUGAAAAGGAUAUUUUAAGAAUGUACAUGCAGUAGAUCUUCCUAGUUGCAGUCUUUAUACAAUGUUUUCAAGAUUUCAUAAGCUCUCUGUAGUCACUUUUCAAUACAUGGCAGAUGAUUUGUUACUAGUUUACGAAGCAGGGAGGAGACUGCAGAGUUUAUAAACACUGAUCCAUGUUAAGCUGCUGGCAUUUCCUCCGGUCAUUUCCUCUCACUGUCAACUUCAGGGAAUAGUCCAGAAAAACAAAUAUAAGCUGAUCUUUACACAAUUAGAUCUGACAGAGGGAGAUGAAGCCAAAGCUUUGUCACUGAGCUUCACAUGCCAUUUUUUGGAAGUGGACUUCUUAUCUCAGCUGGUUUUGAUUUCCAUCUGAAUACAUUGUUUUAAAUUAAACCUCUUUGCAUGAACAAUGAUAACCAGUGUGUUCCUGUUAUAAACAAGUUCCCAC
Notothenia coriiceps (black rockcod) is the source of this 2130-nucleotide messenger RNA. Its product is annotated as serine hydroxymethyltransferase, mitochondrial-like. Lineage: Eukaryota; Metazoa; Chordata; Actinopteri; Perciformes; Nototheniidae. Gene Ontology annotation, biological process: tetrahydrofolate interconversion. Gene Ontology annotation, molecular function: pyridoxal phosphate binding; glycine hydroxymethyltransferase activity. The record is from RefSeq and is a predicted model, not a curated record. Gene Ontology annotation, cellular component: cytoplasm; mitochondrion. Bases 169 to 1197 code for a protein of 342 amino acids. The transcript has 9 exons.